GGAAGGCAGUGGCAAGAUGGCGGCUCUGGAUCGGGUGAAGGUCCUUGUGUUGGGAGACUCAGGUGUUGGGAAAUCUUCUCUAGUCCAUCUUCUAUGCCAAAAUCAAGUGCUGGGAAAUCCAUCCUGGACCGUGGGCUGCUCAGUGGAUGUCAGAAUUCAUGACUACAAAGAAGGAACGCCGGAAGAGAAGGCCUACUAUAUAGAAUUGUGGGAUGUUGGUGGCUCUGUGGGCAGUGCCAGCAGUGUGAAAAGCACAAGAGCGGUAUUCUACAACUCUGUAAAUGGAAUUAUUUUAGUGCAUGACUUAACAAAUAAGAAGUCAUCCCAAAACUUGUAUCGUUGGUCACUGGAAGCUCUAAACAGGGAUUUGGUGCCAACUGGAGUCUUAGUGACAAAUGGGGAUUAUGACCGGGAACAGUUUGCUGAUAACCAAAUCCCACUACUGGUGAUAGGGACUAAACUGGACCAGAUUCAUGAAACUAAACGUCAUGAAGUUUUAACUAGGACUGCUUUCCUGGCUGAGGAUUUCAAUGCAGAAGAGAUAAAUUUGGAUUGCACAAAUCCGCGGUACUUAGCCGCAGGCUCUUCCAAUGCUGUCAAGCUCAGUAGAUUUUUUGAUAAGGUCAUAGAGAAGAGAUACUUCCUACGGGACAGUAAUCAGAUUCCGGGCUUUGCUGAUCGAAAAAGGUGUGGAGGAGGAACAUUGAAGAGCCUUCAUUAUUACUGAAUUACACUUAUCCUUUGGAAGACUGAGCAAGCAGUGGCAGUUUUUCACAGCUUUCCUCUUGCUGUGUCAGUUAUUAACAUCACAGCCUUUUAAUCAAAUCAUCUUAAAGUGCGAGCCUUCAGCCCUCACCCUCUAAUGGAAAAAUGAAAAGAAGUGACAACGUGGGAGGUGCGGACUUUUCCCUGGCUCCCUCUGCUCCUCACCUUUCUGUGCCUGUUUAUAGAUCCUGUAAAAGCCUUGUGGAAAUAUGAGGUAUUGUCAGAAUGAUGUGGUAAAUGAGCAGUGACAAAGCGCUGCAGAGAAAAUGUACUCUUGCCCAGGACUGGAGGGUUUUUAUGGCUCUGUAAUUUCCUGAUCUCAUUGCUGAAGGCUUAAUUAAGUGCUUCAGAAAUGUAUCUCUAUUGUUUUGCCUUCUUGAGAGGAAAGGUUAUGUUAACCAGCCCUCAGUGGUCCACCCCAAUAAUCUCUCAUUUUCAAGAAAGCAAAAUGGUGUUAUUUAAUUGUCUCCCCCAUCAUUUCUCUCUCAUUCUCUUUCUCUCCCUAACAGACACACACACACACACACACACACACACACACACACACGCCUAAAAAUAGCAACUCUUUCCUCCAGCUCCUCUCCUUUGCAGAUAGCUUGGUGGCUGGGAGAAAUGGAAUGAGAGCUGGAGUUAAAUAUAAAUACAGAUUAAUAAUACAUAGACCAGUAGUCAGAGAAGAAAAGAAUUCUAUGAGAAACUGACAGCUCCUGUCUUUGGGUUGCAGCUGACUGCAGUCUGUCCUGGUGUUUUCUGCCUGGAAAUGGGUAAGGUGAAACCUAAGUCCUGCUCAGAGGCAGCGAGAGAGUUAAAGCCUCUUUGGUAUUUAUGUUCUUAAAGGAAAAAUCAAAAUCUGAAGUGUCAUUUAACUAAACUCAAUGAAUAGCAUGACUCAUGUAUCAAUAAUGUAUUCAUGGAGAAAAGUAAAAAGUUCCACCAUCUUACAUUUACAUAAAUUAUGAACUAGGAUUUUUCAAUUUCAUAAUCACUCCAAAGCUUUUGGGGGAUGUAGGCUGUGUCUCUGUGUGUAUGCUUGUUUAAUUUACUUGGCCCCAGUUCUUCCUUAACAUAUUAACCUACUUUCAAAAAAUUUACAAAUUUACUGUCUUUGUCAACACUUGGUCACCCAUAUUAUAUCUCUCUGGUUUUGUUACAGAUCUCUGCACUCUUUUUUUCUUGCAUAUUAAAAAGUAAUAAUAGUAAGUGCUCAGUUUCAUUUCUUAUUUUAAAACUAGAGAAAAACCACAAAGCUCACUUUCUGUUCCAUUUCAGUGAAAUUUCAGAAGUGCUCUGGAAAUCAAGGUAUGCUGAGAAAGGAUAUUAAAAUGAAAACAUGAAAGAAUCCCUUUUAGAAAGGCAGCCUUAGGAAUUUGGGAGAGGAUUCCUAAAGCACUUGUCUUCAGAUUGUUCUCCAAGCUUUCCCCAUUUCCUUCCUUUGUUUUUUUAACAUUAACGCCAAGCUAUGGGAAUCAUGAUUGCCCUGUUGAAUUUGCCACAAGUGUGCUGUGUGAUAAGGGCUUUGCAGUUGGGAAGUAGAAAGCAAAUGCGACAGACGCGUAAACCAGUUGCAACACUUGGUAUUUUUUUGAAUAACAGCAAUAAAAUCUAAAACCCCUUU
Ochotona curzoniae (black-lipped pika) is the source of this 2380-nucleotide messenger RNA. RefSeq names its product RAB, member of RAS oncogene family like 3 (gene RABL3). Gene Ontology annotation, molecular function: GTPase activity. Lineage: Eukaryota; Metazoa; Chordata; Mammalia; Lagomorpha; Ochotonidae. Bases 17 to 727 code for a protein of 236 amino acids. Gene Ontology annotation, biological process: intracellular protein transport. Gene Ontology annotation, cellular component: endomembrane system. The transcript has 8 exons. The record is from RefSeq and is a predicted model, not a curated record.